GCACUUGAGGGUUUGAUUUUCUUUCAAUGUCUCCUUCGAGGGUGAUGCACUCAAUAUUUCGUGCGACAAAAGACCUGGUGAUGACGUGUAUUCCAGGGAGAAGUUUGAAGACUGUGUUGGAGAUGAUGUAGGUACUGGAGCUGGUAAUAUACUGGUCCAGAGUCAGGCAGGGCUGUCCGGGACAGGAGAUACCAGCAGGCGAUGUUGGAGU
Geodia barretti is the source of this 211-nucleotide messenger RNA. The record is from the annotation of a GenBank genome assembly. NCBI's taxonomy places the organism in Eukaryota, Metazoa, Porifera, Demospongiae, Tetractinellida, Geodiidae.